This is a messenger RNA of Haliotis rufescens (red abalone), 3506 nucleotides long. RefSeq names its product serine/threonine-protein phosphatase 6 regulatory ankyrin repeat subunit B-like. Gene Ontology annotation, molecular function: protein binding. Lineage: Eukaryota; Metazoa; Mollusca; Gastropoda; Lepetellida; Haliotidae. The coding region runs from base 22 to 2571 and encodes 849 amino acids. The record is from RefSeq and is a predicted model, not a curated record. The transcript has a single exon.
GCUGCUUGCAGACAUGCUGAUAUGGAAAAAGUGCAAUAUUUGUGUGAAAUUGGAGCCAAUGUUCAUGCAUUAGACACGGAAGGGGAAACCGUUAUACAUGCAGCAGCAGGAUCACACUUUCUUGGAGUAGAAAAACUUGAAUAUCUGCUUAAUGUGAAAAAGGUUCCUCUUCAUACAACAGACAAUGGGGGGAGAACAGCUCUUUUUCAAGCAGUUAUAUCAGCAGUGGAUACAGGCGAUGUUGAGCCUAUGGCGUUCCUGAUAGACAAAGGACUGAAUGUUAACCACAAGGAUAAAUUAAAUAGACACACCUUGUUAUACAUAAUGAUACGUUGCUCUACCCAUUGUCCAAACCCAAAACAUUUUUCAGAAGCCAUUACAAUCCUUCUGAAUGCACAUGUUGAUACUAAUCAACAAGAUCUUGAAGGUAGAACAGCUCUCCACUUGGCAAUUGAGAAGCAGAACAAGGAGAUUGUCAGGUUGCUUCUUGAAAAUGGCUCAAAUGCGAGUCAAUUGACUAACUAUGGAGAAACGCCUUUACACUAUGCUGCACAAUGCCCUCUACCGCAAAAUGUCCUUGACAUUAUGAAGCUGCUUCUAGAACACCAGACAGAUAUGGAUGCACAGAAUUGGAGGUGGAUGACAGCACUUCACCUUGCUGUUCAGUCAAAGGAAAUUGGAAGAGUAAUGUUGCUACUGCAACAGAAGGUCAACCUCAAUUUACAAGACUACAAGGGAAGCACCGCCCUCCAUUUUGCAACACAGAUUUCAUGUUGGCCAAUUGCUUCACGCCUAUUAGAUAAAGGCUGUGAUGCAAAUAUACGAGAUUAUUAUGGCAAAACAGCAUUGCAUUAUGCAUCAGAAUCUGACUACAUCUUUAAUAUUCUUCUUCUCCUUGAAAAAGAUGUAGAUAUAAACGCGCAGGAUAAGGAAGGACAGACAGCCCUUCACAUUGCUAUAAGUCAUGGCGGGAUGAAAGCGGUUGAGUUGCUUUUAGAGGAAGGCAUAGACACAAUGCUUCAAAAUAAUAAAGGGAGAACAGCCCUCCACGUUGCUGCAGUGGUGGAUAACGUUUAUGUACGAAUGCUCCUAAAUGUAGGUGUGGAUCCAAACGUACAAGACCAACAGGGUAUGACAGCACUUUCAUGUGCAAUAGAACGUGAACAUGUCCAGAACAUUGCACUGCUCUUCGAUAAAGUGACAGACCCAAACUUACUUGACAGUGAGGGCCAAACAUUAUGGUUUUAUGCAUGGUCAGAAUACACAUGGAAACUACUGCUGGAAAAAGGAGCUGUUCCAACUAUCAUAGAUCGAAAGGGGAGAACAGCACUUCACUAUGCGGCAAGAUUACAUACAAAUAUCAAUUUAAUAAAACUAUUGUUUCAAAAAGGUGUCAAUCACCUAUUGAAAGACCACACAGGGAGAACAGCCCUUCACAACGCUGCUGAGACAGGAUGUGAAGAGACAAUUCACCUUCUCCUGGAGAUGGGUGUUGACCCAAGCAUCAAAGAUGAAACAGGAAAGGUUGCUCUCCAUUAUGCUGCAUGCAGUUUGAAUAGUGGUGGCGUAAAAUUGCUGUUAGAAAAGGGUGUUAACCUGGCUGUAAAAGACAACACUGGCGGGACAGCUCUUCAUUAUGCUGCACAGGAAGGAAUAACUGACGAUGUUGCGUUGCUCUUAGAGAAAGGUUGCGACAAAAACGAACAGGAUAGACAGGGAAAGGUGGCACUUCAUUAUGCUGCAGAGAGAAAAGAGAGUGACAUUCUGAAACUGUUAAUCCAUAAAGGGGCGAAUCCCAGCGUAGUGGACCUAAGUGGUAGGACAGCCCUUCACUAUGCUGCAAUGAAAGGAACAUUGGACAGUGUUAAGGCGCUUUUAUUAAAAGGUGUUGACGCAAAUAUACAAGAUGGGCUGGGUAAAACAGCACUUCACUAUGCAACAGGGGGAUCUGAUAGCGAUUUUGUUUUACAAGACACAUGUUACAAGCAAACUGCCCAAGUACUCUUAGAAAGUAGCAAUAAUGUCAAUAUCAAAGAUGACAGGGGCAUGACAGCCCUCCACCAUGCUGCAGGGGCUGGCAAACGUGAAACUAUGACUCUACUUAUUGAAUAUGGUGUUAGUCUUUGUAUGCAAGAUCAGCAAGGCAUGACAGCACUUCACUAUGCAGCUGAAAAGGGAAAUAUCGAGUGUGUCAAACAACUCCUACAGAAGGACAUUGACCCAAGCAUACAAGAUAAUGAGGGCAGGACUGUUCUUCAUUGCGCUACAAAGAAACUACACAGAGGCAUUUUUGCAAAUAUUCUUCAGAAAACCAGUGACCCAUCUAUACAAGACCACCAAGGACAGACAGCUUUUCACUAUGCAGUUCAUGUUUUCAAAUCUAUGUGUGAGGGGAAUAUCGUAUACAAGAAGUUUUUUUACAAUAUUCACAUGAAAGCACUCACUGACUGUGUUGCACAGCUUAUUGAGAAAGGCAUGGACCCCAGUAUUCAGGAUCACAAAGGACGGACAGCUCUUGAAUAUGUUGAAAAUGGGAAUCGUCGUGCCAUUAUUAAAGAGCUUCUGGAGUAAGGGAUGCACAAAUAUGUUCUCAAUUAGAGUGAGUGAGUGAGUGAGUUUAACGCCGCUUUUAACAGUAUUCCAGUUAUAUCGCGGCGUGUCAGCUUAAUGUGGGAGGAAAGCUCGAAGUGAUGCAGGUCUUAGAUGUUCUCCAGUUCAGCGAAACCCACGUGCACGGGUAUGGUGCUGACAACACUUGAAACAUCUCAAUUAGAAAUAGAAGAUGACCUUGUCAUGUAUCAACAGAAAUAGGCAUUAGAUGUGUUCAUAUAAAAUAAACUGUUACGAUGAAGGGCGACUGACAGGGAACAUUAAGACAACUUGAUUACACCAGCCGAUGGGCUGCUUUGUAUAUAUGUAUACUUAGUUUAGGUCAGUGUUACAUUUGAAACUAACAAGAAAUGGUCAUCUAUGUAUCAUCUGUAGGGCAUAUGUUUGAUGUUGGUGAUGUUCUAAAUACGUCUAAGAGUAAAGGACCAUAUGUUUCUGAUGUAAAACAUAUUCGAAUGUUUAGGACGAUGCUACAAUAUCAAGAUGCAAUACCCAAUAUGUACAGUAAUUUCGUGUUAACAUACACAGAAAACCUAAUUAAGCACCCUCUGGACUUACUAACUCCCGUCUCAUCUGAGAUAUGAUGCCAAACUAAAUUUCAUCUGAAAGAUGAGUCUCCUGACUCACAAAAACACAAAUAUUGAUGCAUGUACCCUUCUUAUCAUGUACCCUUCUUCGCCUUAUGCGAUUUAGAUGUAUCAACUGCCACUCCCGAUCUAAUGCAGUUCACAUAUUUGCCAAAAAGGAAAUGUAAACGGCUGUCUCUCCAGUGAACAAAUUCUACACGCUGGCGUCCCACAGGGGUCAGUCAUUGGUCCAUUAUUAUUUUUUUAUUUAAAUUAAUGAUAUAUGCCAUGAAUGUUUGUUCGCAGAUGAUACUAGCAUUGGCAUAUCAU